AUGUGUGAUCAACCAAUACAGAUAGCUGUCUUAGGCGAUAAAAGUGUUGGAAAAACAGCUAUCAUUCGUCAAUGGUUAUGCAAUGAUUUUUCAACAUUAUAUUCUGAAACGAACUUAGCUACUUAUCAUUUUACUUCGUUAUUUAAUGGUCAUCGUUUAUUUCAUAUACGUAUUAUUGAUACACCACGUUUUGAUGAUACAAAUAAUACUGAUCCUCAACAAGAAUGGGUGCGAAUGUAUUGCUUUCGACGAGCACAUCUUUUCUUAUUAGUGUUCGACAUAAAUCGUGAGGAAACAUUCAAUUACAUAAAACAAAUCUAUCGUGAAAUAGUUCGUGUACGUCUUGGUUCUAACUAUAAUAAUCAUCAACAUCCGUAUCCACAUCCACAUCAGCCUCAUCAUCCGGCACACCACCAAUCUCAUCAUCAUCACCAUCACCAUCAUCCUCAUUCUCACUUCCAUCAUCAAUCAGAAAUAUUAACCGAUCUUACGAAUGAUGAUGACGAUCAAGUAGCCACAAGGUCAACAGGAUAUGUACCUGUUAUUGUCGUUGCAAAUAAAGUUGAUUUGAUAUCAACUGAUUUGCGUUUUUCAAAUAUUACAUUAAUGAAUUCACGUGAUAUACAACAGUAUGUGAAAAAAAAUUUCAAAGCAAAUACAAUUCAAUGUUCUGCUAAAUAUCAUUGGCAUUUAGUUUUACUAUUUCGAGAAGUUUGUCGAAUGUUAGAAACUGUUGAAGAUACGGUUGCUAAACAAGCCGCGCAACAGGCUCGAAGACGACUUCAUCACCAACAAGAUAAUGAUAAACAUUGCCGCGUCAUGUAA
This is a messenger RNA of Rotaria socialis, 825 nucleotides long. The record is from the annotation of a GenBank genome assembly. Lineage: Eukaryota; Metazoa; Rotifera; Eurotatoria; Philodinida; Philodinidae.